UCUUUUUCGCUUUUUUUCCUCCAUUGGAUCGACCAGUGGAAGAGCUUCCUCUCGCUCUCUCCAUCGGUUUCUGCAUGAGUUCAGAAGCUGAUCACCUUUUCCUAGAUUUCCUGUGAAAUUCUUUCUCUGAUUUAGUCUCCGAUUUUCUCUCUCAGUCAAGAAAUCUCGAGCUCAACGAGCCAAAAACCAUCGAAAACAGUGGAGUUUGGGCUUAUAUCUCUGAGCGAUUCUCUUGGAUAACCUAAAGGUACAUUUCAGGUAUUGUUCUUAGUGUUGUUCGUAUUCUCACUGAAACUUAGAAGAUUUCAAAGGUCUUUCAGUGAAACGUUAAGUUGAGAAGAUUAAGCAUUGACGAAGGAUUUGGGGUUUGUGGCAGUAUUUCUAGUGUUGUAGAAAUUUUGAAAGCAUAGAUGUAGUAGUUGUAGUCAGAAUUGGAUGGAUCGCGAUGGCUGGUUCGAUCUUCAGCGAUAAUUUUGGGUUUAAGUGCGCGAUUUUGGUUUUGUAUGUGAAUUUUGGGUGGAUUCCAGAGUUCUUGGAUGAGCGAAUGAAUGAAGGGAUUGUUUUGAGAAUGGAUUACUCAUUGAAGCCUCUGGAGUGUCAGAUUGGGCUUGAAAACGUUGUUUCUUGAUGUAUCGAACUGAAAAGAUGACAACAGAUCUUAAUAGGUCGGGCUCUGGGGAAAGAGACGUUGAACAGGCUAUUACUGCUCUUAAGAAAGGAGCAUACUUGCUUAAGUAUGGACGUAGAGGGAAACCUAAGUUCUGUCCCUUCAGGUUGGCAAAUGAUGAGUCUGUUUUAAUUUGGUAUUCUGGAAAGGAGGAGAAGCACCUUAAACUAAGCCAUGUCUCCAGAAUUAUACCGGGCCAGCGUACUGCAAUUUUUCAGAGGUAUCCUCGGCCUGAGAAGGAAUACCAGUCAUUUUCUCUUAUAUAUAGUGAUAGGUCACUGGAUCUGAUUUGCAAAGAUAAAGAUGAAGCUGAGGCCUGGUUUAUUGGUCUAAAAUCAUUAAUUUCACGUAGUCAUCCCUGCAAGUGGAGAACGGAUUCCAGAAGUGAUGGAAUUUCAUCUGAAGCAAAUAGUCCCCGAACUUACACCCGAAGAAGUUCACCUUUGAGCUCUCCAUUUGGUAGCGGUGAUAGUUUCCAAAAGGAUUGUGGAGAUCCUCUUCGUCUUCAUAGUCCAUACGAAAGUCCCCCAAAGAAUGGACUGGAAAAAGCAUUUUCAGAUGUGGUAUUAUAUGCUGUGCCUCCUAAGGGGUUCUUCCCCUCAGAUUCUGCUAGUGGCUCAGUGCAUUCUACGUCGUCAGGAGGCUCAGAAAGCAUGAAUGGACACAUGAAAGGCAUGGGAAUGGAUGCCUUUAGGGUAAGUCUAUCAAGUGCAGUUAGCUCAUCUAGUCAAGGUUCUGGCCAUGAUGAUGGGGAUGCUUUAGGGGAUGUUUUUCUUUGGGGUGAGGGCACUGGAGACGGUGUUCUGGGUGGGGGCACUCAUAGAAUUGGAAGUUCUACUGGUCUUAAAAUGGAUUCAUUUGUGCCAAAAGCCUUGGAAUCUGCUGUAGUUCUUGAUGUUCAAAACAUUGCAUGUGGUGGACGUCAUGCUUCUUUAGUAACUAAACAAGGGGAGUUUUUCUCUUGGGGAGAGGAAUCAGGUGGCCGGCUUGGUCAUGCUGUGGAUUCUGAUGUUGCACACCCCAAGUUAGUUGAUGCUCUUAGCACUACAAACAUUGAGCUUGUAGCAUGUGGGGAGUACCACACAUGUGCUGUGACACUCUCUGGAGACCUGUACACAUGGGGUGAUGGUACUUACAACUUUGGGCUCCUUGGACAUGGAAAUGUGGUUAGUCACUGGGUCCCAAAAAAGGUCAAUGGACCUUUGGAGGGUAUACAUGUGUCGUCCAUCUCCUGUGGACCUUGGCAUACUGCUGUUGUAACCUCUUCUGGGCAGUUGUUUACUUUUGGUGAUGGAACUUUUGGAGUUCUGGGUCAUGGAGACAGGAAAAGUGUGUUAAUUCCCAGGGAGGUGGAAUCUCUCAAGGGAUUGCGCACUGUGCGAGCAGCUUGUGGUGUUUGGCACACUGCUGCAGUUGUAGAGGUCAUGGUUGGGACUUUAAAUUCCAGCAACUGUUCCUCUGGAAAGCUGUUUACAUGGGGAGAUGGAGAUAAAGGUCGACUUGGGCAUGGUGAUAAGGAAUCAAAACUUGUGCCCACAUGUGUUGCAGCUCUGGUUGAACCCAAUUUUUGUCAAGUUUCCUGCGGGCACAGCAUGACGGUUGCACUUACAACCUCUGGCCAUGUCUAUACAAUGGGUAGUCCAGUAUAUGGUCAGCUAGGAAAUCCUCAUGCUGAUGGGAAGCUCCCUACCCAUGUUGAAGGUAAACUUAUAAAGAAUUUUGUGGAGGAGAUAGCUUGUGGUGCUUAUCACGUUGCUGUCUUAACUUCUCGAACUGAAGUUUACACUUGGGGCAAGGGAGCAAAUGGUAGAUUGGGUCAUGGCGAUACAGAUGAUAGGAGUAUCCCAACAUUAGUUGAAGCCUUGAAAGAUAAACAAGUCAAAAGUAUUGCUUGUGGUACCAAUUUUACUGCAGCUAUCUGUCUUCAUAAAUGGGUAUCUGGUGUUGAUCAAUCAAUGUGUUCGGGUUGCCGCCUGCCAUUUAAUUUCAAAAGAAAGCGUCACAAUUGUUAUAAUUGUGGGCUUGUUUUCUGUCACUCAUGUAGCAGUAAAAAGUCCCUUAAAGCUUCUAUGGCACCAAAUCCAAACAAAUCUUAUCGUGUCUGUGAUAACUGCUUCAGUAAGCUGAGAAAAGCCAUUGAGACUGACGCUUCAUCUCACCACUCUAUGAAUAGAAGAGGAAGCAUAAACCAGGGGCUUAAUGAGCUGGCUGAAAAGGAUGAAAGGUUGGAUUCAAGAUCUCAUCCACCGCUGGCUAGAUUUUCUUCCAUGGAUUCCUUUAAGCGAGUAGAUAGGUCUUCCAAGAGAAAUAAGAAACUAGAAGUUAAUGGUAGCCGUGUUUCACCCAUUCCAAAUGGAGGAUCUCAAUGGGGAGCACUUAAUAUUUCUAAAUCUUUCAAUCCUGUCUUUGGAUCGUCUAAAAAGUUCUUCUCAGCUUCUGUUCCUGGAUCAAGAAUUGUUUCCCGAGCAACAUCUCCAAUAUCAAGACGCCCAAGCCCACCUCGUUCUACGACACCGACCCCAACAUUGGCUGGACUCACAUCACCGAAAGUGGUAGUGGAUGAUGCUAAAAGGACAAAUGAUAGCCUCAGCCAAGAAGUUCUUCAACUAAGAGCCCAGGGAUCGAGAUCUCAGUUUCAUACGUUGUUUCAGCCAGGCCCGAAACCGAGACAAAUCGGAUCUCAUUAUGAGGUGGAAAAUCUCACUCAUAAAGCACAACUUCAAGACGUUGAGCUUGAAAGAUUGACGAAACAGCUGAAAGAAGCCAUUGCAAUUGCAGGGGAAGAGACUGCAAAAUGCAAAGCAGCAAAGGAAGUGAUUAAAUCACUGACUGCACAAUUGAAAGACAUGGCUGAAAGGUUACCUGUGGGAGCAGCACGCAACAGCAGACCGCCUUCCUUCAGUUCCAGUCCUGCUUCAGUUGAUGCUUCUGCUGCAUCAAUUGACCGAAUGAGCAGUCCAGCAAUUUCCCAUGAACCAGAUACUAAUGGAGCAAACAGCAUGGUGCUUUCCAAUGGAUCAAGCACCACUAGUAACCGUAAUUCUAGUCACAACAGACUCGGCCAUUCUGAAGCAAUGACCAGGAAUGGGAACAGAACUGAAGGUGAAACUAAUCUGGAGGCUGAAUGGGUUGAGCAAGAUGAGCCUGGUGUGUAUAUUACACUUACAUCCUUACCUGGUGGUCUCAAAGAUCUAAAGCGAGUCCGCUUCAGUCGGAAGCGGUUUAGCGAGAAACAAGCAGAACAAUGGUGGGCGGAGAACAGGGCAAGAGUGUAUGAGCAGUACAAUGUGCGAAUGGUGGACAAGUCCAGCGUUGGUGUUGGAAGUGAGGACUUCUCUCAUUGACAUGAACAAUCUGUAAAUCAAAUUGGUUUUCAGAGUUGGGCUUCAAUCAUGUGGAAGCUCAUUUUGAUCAAUUAGAUAUUGCGUUAUUUCAUCUUCUUAGAGGUUGAAGAAGCAAUGGUGGCAUGACAUAGGUAGAUGAUUAAAGAGGGUUGUUUGAGUGGGGUUUUUUUCUUCUUUUUUUCCUCUUUUUGGGUGGGUUAAAAAUGUGUGUUGAUAGUAGAGUGGGGUUGAGGGUGAGAAAUGUAAAUUCUUAGUAGGUUUGCUGGCUUUGAUUCUAAGCAGCUGCCUUGUAAAUUCAUAAGCGAAUGCAUCUUCAAAGUAUAUUGGUCAAUUAGCAACAUUUGCCGUUUGCAUUAUGUUGCAUGGCCCUUCA
Molecule: messenger RNA, 4384 nt
Organism: Macadamia integrifolia
Lineage: Eukaryota; Viridiplantae; Streptophyta; Magnoliopsida; Proteales; Proteaceae
Product: PH, RCC1 and FYVE domains-containing protein 1-like
Exons: 10
Coding region: 628-4011 (1127 amino acids)
Molecular function (GO): metal ion binding
Source: RefSeq, a predicted model, not a curated record